Salvia hispanica is the source of this 1142-nucleotide messenger RNA. RefSeq names its product AmmeMemoRadiSam system protein B. NCBI's taxonomy places the organism in Eukaryota, Viridiplantae, Streptophyta, Magnoliopsida, Lamiales, Lamiaceae. The record is from RefSeq and is a predicted model, not a curated record.
UAAAGGUGUAUCUGUCAAGACUGAUGCACUUUGCGUGAGAAUCUAUUCUUCAAUUCAGAUAAAUCCCACAACAAUUCACAGUGAAAUCGCAGAGAAUUUGUAUUUGCAUUAGGGCUUUUUCUGCCAUGGACAAGAUUAGGAGACCUUCGCACGCUGGCUCUUGGUACACCGACAAUCCUAAAGAAUUAGCUGAGGAGCUCGAUGGCUGGCUCCGUGCAGCCGGGCUGCCCAAAUCUUCCGAUGUAAGAGGUGUGAUUGCGCCUCAUGCAGGUUAUUCUUAUUCGGGCCGUGCAGCAGCCUAUGCUUUUGGAAACAUUGAUCCUUCUAACAUUACUAGGGUAUUUCUUCUUGGGCCGUCCCAUCACUAUUACACUCCAAAAUGUGCGCUUUCAAAAGCUACAGUCUACAAGACUCCUAUAGGCGACCUACCAAUUGAUCAGGAAGUAAACGAGGAGCUAAAAGCUACGGGAAAGUUUGAAAUGAUGGAUCUUCGUGUAGACGAGGCUGAACAUAGCAUGGAAAUGCACCUGCCUUAUUUAGCUAAAGUAUUUCAGGGCUAUGCAGUGAAGAUUGUCCCCAUUUUGGUUGGUGCUCUUAGUGCUGAAAAUGAAGCUGUCUUCGGCCGGUUGUUAGCUAAAUAUGUGGACGACCCUACGAAUUUCUUCUCGGUGUCUUCAGAUUUUUGUCAUUGGGGCUCCCGGUUCAACUAUACGCACUAUGAUAAAAAGCACGGCGCCAUCCACAAGUCCAUCGAAGCAUUGGACAAAAUGGGAAUGGAUAUAAUAGAAACCGGAGAUCCGGAUGCCUUCAAGAACUACCUCUUGGAGACUGACAACACUAUAUGCGGACGACACCCAAUUAGCGUCUUCCUUCACAUGUUGAAGAAUAGCUCAACGAAGGUGAAGAUUCGUUUUCUUCGAUACGAGCAGUCGAGCCAGUGCAAAUCCACAAGGGACAGCAGUGUAAGUUAUGCAUCUGCUGCUGCCAAAGUCGAUGCUUAAAUUUGUGGAAUGAGCAGAAGAUAAUUCCACUUUUAAUUUAUGGCAAUAACUUAAUGAAUAAUUGCAUUGAUCAUUGUUAUUUUCUCCAACUUGCUUUUGUUGACGAUUCUAUUAAUCAAGAAUUCCAAACAUUACAAUUAA